This is a messenger RNA of Acanthocheilonema viteae, 981 nucleotides long. Lineage: Eukaryota; Metazoa; Nematoda; Chromadorea; Rhabditida; Onchocercidae. The record is from the annotation of a GenBank genome assembly.
AUGGAGCUUCAAAAUAAUGUGGACGUCCAACUUGCAGCCGCGGUUGCGUAUUGCUUUCAAAAUAUUCGAAAUUCUCAAUCGUUAACAGGAAAUGAGAACACACAGCAGUCGCAAGUUCUUAAAAACAUCGAACAGUUUGCCCGAAAUAAUUCUACAAUACGAACUACGAUAUCGAAUUCAACAGAGAUAAAGCGACGUAAGACGCAAAUCGAUCAAGGCAGACAAAUUUCAUUGCAGCCAGUUCAUUUGAUUCCGAGUAAUGCUAACAGUCAAACAGUAUUGUCACAGUCGUAUUCGCGAGAUAAGCUAAACAGAACGGGGAUACUAACUACAGAAGUAGGUAUUCCACCUAAGAUUGCUGAAUGGAAAAAUAAACUGGUUCAUUUAAGUUUUUUGUUCAGCUCACUUGGCAACGGUACUAUGUCAGCAAUUCAAAUGUGUGCAGAACUUGAGGCAGAAUUUCGUCACCUGAUUACCUUUUUGUGUUACACAUCAUCCACCAAAAGACCUGUAAUGAUUUCUGAUCUCGUGGAAGUCUAUGCUGGAUCCUUGGUGAAGCUGCAUCAGUACUGUGUAGUUGGUACUGAUAAUUUACCAGCACAUCAAAAUUAUCAUUCAGAACUUGGGAAUGGGGAAGAGAUGAAAAAAGAAAAAAAAGGAGUUGAUGCAAGUUCCGAGAGAGUUUUAUACGCAGCAAUUCAUGAAGUGAUAUCGUUCUGGCUUCGAUUUCUACACUGUAACAAUUUGAAUAAGUACGAUCGGUUUUGGCUCCAUACACGAGCUGUUAUCACUCGAAUGUUCAGAAACAUCAUCAUUCAAGAAUGCAUUCUUGCUAUUAAACAUGAUUUGGCUUCAAUGCUCAAAGAGUUAACAAUGCUCGUUCUGGAAAAUAGCGAAUAUAGCUAUGGCUUUUACGCAUGUGAACAAAUGGAAUAUUUGAUGACUGUAUUAUCACAUCAAACAUCACAUGUUAACUGCUAA